Molecule: messenger RNA, 1246 nt
Organism: Menidia menidia (Atlantic silverside)
Lineage: Eukaryota; Metazoa; Chordata; Actinopteri; Atheriniformes; Atherinopsidae
Source: the annotation of a GenBank genome assembly
ACGUAUCUGCCAGCGUACACCGAAAAUUAAUUAGCGCUCACAUCGCGAUACAUUAUACUGCCAGGACUGGAGUGUUGCGAUUUCUUUGUGGACAGAAAUUGUACCAUUGCACGCAUUACUGUUUUGUAUACUUAGCUGUGAGUUAGAUUCUCCACAUAUGGCUAUUUUAGAUGGGUAAAGCCUCCUUAGCACCGCCUGCGUGAAAUUCAGGGAGCUGACUAAUGUCAUAUCGAGUGCAAUUGUAGAGGCAGGUUGCAGCGUUUACAAUCGUUUCACAGAAUGGCAGACGAGUCCCUGUUUGACUUUCUCCAUAUGGAGAUAGUGGCGCAUGUUUACAAAGAGCAGCAGUCCAGUAAAGGAGAGAUGGACAACAAGGACAGAGCUGUGUGCAUUUCUGUCUUGGAGGGCAUGGGCUUCAGGGUGGGACAAGGGCUCAUCGAGAGGUUGACAAGAGACUCCCCCAGCUUUAAAGACGAGUUGGACAUAAUGAAGUUUAUCUGCAAAGACUUCUGGACAAAGGUUUUUAGGAGACAGGUGGACAACCUCAGAACAAACCACCAGGGUACUUAUGUUCUGCAGGACAAUAAGUUUGUCCUUCUCACUCAAAUGUCCAGUGGAAAACAGUAUCUAGAUCAGGCUCCCAAGUACCUAGCUUUUUCGUGUGGUGUUGUGAGAGGAGCUCUGUCCAAUCUGGGCCUGGAGAGCGUGGUGACAGCGGAGGUCUCUGCCAUGCCGUCCUGUAAGUUCCAGGUGGUCAUCCAGAAGUUGUGAUCUGACGGUGUCUGCCAGUCUGGAUUUUAUGGCUUUGCCAAAACGUAGGGUUGUCAUUUCUGCUUUACCUCUGAGCUGCAUAGCAAUAGAUUGAAUCAAACAUCCCCUCUGGAUGAAAUGCGAGGUGUAACACCCUGCUGACCCUCAGGUGCUCCUGGAGGGGCAGAAAGGGUCACUAGACUUUAAAGUUUUAUCUGUGUUUGCUCAUUUGGUUUCUGUGAUGUGAAUGGCUCUUAGCUUUCGUUUGACCUACAGAAGAGGAGCCUGGCCCUGAAUGAUGGCCCUCAGUCUGGCUUCAGAGUGACGCAGUGUCUGUUAGUAGAAUUAAAUCACACCAACGUUAAAGUUAAGAGAAUUCACAUGAUAUCCAUUCCAGUAAUGUGUUAUAAUGUUCUGCAAACGUUCAUGUGCAUGGGGGAAUAAAAAAAAAAAAGAAAAGAAUGAUACACACACACAAAAAACACACACACACACA